This is a messenger RNA of Verruconis gallopava, 1527 nucleotides long. RefSeq lists its product as uncharacterized. Lineage: Eukaryota; Fungi; Ascomycota; Dothideomycetes; Venturiales; Sympoventuriaceae. The record is from RefSeq and is a predicted model, not a curated record. The coding region runs from base 97 to 1527 and encodes 476 amino acids. The transcript has 3 exons.
GCAAUAGAAGUCGACCAGUCGGUAUCAGCUCCUGAAUAUCGCUUGAGCGAGCGAAGCAUCGUCACUCUAGAAAACCAAGCUAUCCAUGAAGACGUAAUGGCUUUUUUGACAAAAUUUGAGGGCCUCCGUCUCGAAAGUUCGCAUAAUCGCGCAUCUGUUGCAGAGGAAAAGCCAGGGUCUGGAGAAGACGAAUCCCCAAGUGUCAGCAAUGAUAGCCUUCCUUUCUCCGGACAUCAAGCCGCAAUUAAAAAUGCGGUUGUGGGCAUUGGCGCGUGGUUUUCUGAUCCACUUCUCGCUGGGCCGCGUUGUCUUGUUCAUGAAGACUUUAUGACCACUGAGAGUGAGGAUGAAUCUAGCCUUGCUGAGGAUAGGAACGGCGUCCUAGUUGAUGAGCCCCUGGAUGCAGGUUCUUUAAAGACCGUUUCCGAUUCUGGUAGACCUGAUAUUUGUGCUACAGCCGUUGCUACAACGCCUGUCAACGGUUUGCUCGAUCCUUCAACAAUUGGAUCUAGCUGUCUUACAAACGCGUAUAAGAAAUUAGCGGUCGGAGAUGAUCAGCUCCACACUGCUCAGCAAAUAGUUAACUGUCCUUGGGCUAUCGAAAGGCGAGUACCACCUCAGCCUAACUCACGAAUUAGAGUACCGGAGGUAGGACCAUACUCCCACAUUCGAGACGAUGCGAAAGCUCUGACGGCCUUGUACUACAAAGGCAAAACCAGAUACUGGGGCCACGCAAUCACGGAGGAUGAAAACGCAAUUAGAGGGUUCAAGCUCCUUCUUCUUAGAGAUGAAGAUCUCCAAGACGAUAUUCAGAAGUCGCCAUAUUUAGAGAAUGCCAAAAUGAAAUUGAAAAGGCUCGGUACCAGUCCAGAGAAGCUGUGGCAGACGACCUUUCCCUGCUUUGGGAGGACACAUAUUCGUAUGAAACAAGCCCGAGGAUCAGGGUCUAUCGAUGGAUUGCCAUUCAAGAUCAUUCUCACUGUACCGACGAUUUGGAAGCCGUGUGCUCAUCAAAAAAUGUAUAAUGCCGCUAGUAUGGCUGGCAUUCUGAAACACAGAGAAUGCGGAAAGACAACGUUGAAUUUUAUUUCAGAAUCCGAGGCUGCAGCUCUAGCCAUACUGAACGAACUUCAAAACAGCAAUAGUAUUAAAAAAGGUGACAUAUGCAUUGUUUGCGACAUCGCUGGUGGUACUACAGAUCUGAUCAGCUAUAAAGUCACAGACACUGACCCGUUGACAUUAUAUGAGAGCGUAGAGGGAAAAGGGAAUCUUGGAGGCGGUACUUUCGUUGACGAAAUCUUUCAAGCCCACAUUAUGUCUCCAAUUGGUCCAGAAAUAUGGGAAAAAGUAAGCCACUCGAUUAAAGUCAAAUUCAUGAACGAUGAGUGGGAGUUCGGAAUCAAGCGUGCAUUUGACGGUGAUGCAGACAAGAAUUGGACGUGUCAACUCCCCCUAGAUAUCGUUAGACAUUUCAGACCACAUCGAAAGAAUGACUGUAGAAAUGCGGCACAGAUGGGUCAUGGAUAG